AGGCUGAUAGUCCACAGUGCAGGUUGUGAUGCUCGAGGCUGGGAGCCAGGGAGAGAUUAUGGUAACUUCCCACACCACCAAGGUACAUGGUUUUUGACCUGGUGAAGUUAGCCUAUGCUGCUUCCUAGACACUACUAACAAAAUCUUUUUCCAUAAAGGUCAUCAAGAGUGACUAGAUGUUAACGAACCAACCGCCACAAGAAGUGCCGGAGCACUAACUUUGCGAUUGGCCCUUUAGAAAUUCUCUCCUGGCGCAUGCGCGUCACCUGCUUCCGGCCGAGGAGCGCGGUGUACCUGCCUUUCCAGCCCGAGUGGAAUUCCUACCCCACUUUCCUCGGCCUCUAUUCGUCUGUGUGCAAUGGCUCCGGACUCAGGCCCCUUUCCCGAAGGGCCGCCCUUAAAGCUGCUACCCUUGGACCCUAAAGACCGGGGCACCCAACGCUGUCGCCUGGGCCCGGCAGCCCUCCGCACCUUGGGCGCACACUUGGGCUCCGCAGUGAAGAUCUCGCUGCCUGACGGCAGCUCCUGCCUCUGCACCGCCUGGCCGCGGCGGGACGGAGCGGACGGCUUUGUGCAGCUGGAUGCGCAGUGCGCGAGCCCUGGGGCGGCAGUGAGGGCGCCGGGACCCGCGGGAAGUCUCAGGCUAAGUAAUCUCUCCUUGGUGCCCUGCCCGUGCCUUCGGCGCCUCACCGUGUGGCCAGUGUUGCGGGAGCAGGCGGGCGCGCCCGGGGCCCCUCAUCCAGCCGCGGUGCUGGAGGCGGCCCAGGAGCUGCUGAGGAACCGGCCAGUCUCCCGGGGCCACGUGGUGGCUGCUCCGCCGGGCUUCCCGGGCCCCGUGGCCGCACUGCACAUCGUCUGCGGGGCGCCGAGCCCGGAUCCGGCCGGCCUGGUCACCUCUUGCACCCACAUCGGCCUCAGCGGGGUGCCCCCGUCAGAAGCCAAGCCGCAGCCGGAGGUGCCCUUGGGGGGCCUUUCAGAGGCUGCAGACUCGCUGCGGGAGCUCCUCCACCUGCCGCUCCGUUACCCCCGCGCCUUGGCCGCGCUGGGGCUAGCAGUGCCCCGCGGGGUGCUCCUGGCAGGCCCGCCCGGAGUGGGCAAGACCCAGCUGGUGCGCGCCGUGGUCCGGGAGGCGGGAGCGGAGCUGCUGGCAGUGAGCGCCCCCGCGCUUCAGGGCGCCCGGCCCGGGGAGACCGAGGAGAACGUGCGGCGGGUCUUCCAGCGCGCCCAAGAGUUGGCCGGCCGCAGGCCCACCCUCCUCUUCCUGGAUGAGGUGGACGCCCUGUGUCCUCGGCGGGGCGGCCCACACAGAGCCCCCGAGAGCCGCGUGGUGGCCCAGAUGUUGACGCUGCUAGACGGCAUCAGUGGGGACCGCGAGGUGGUGGCUGUGGGAGCCACCAACCGGCCGGACGCACUCGAUCCGGCGCUGCGCAGGCCCGGGAGAUUUGACCGAGAGGUUGUCAUUGGGACCCCUACACUUAAACAAAGAAAGGCCAUACUGCAAGUGACUACCUCAAAGAUGCCCAUCUCCGAUCAAGUCAGUUUGAGCCUCCUUGCAGAAAUGACCAUUGGCUAUGUUGGCGCAGACCUGACCGCGCUCUGUAGGGAGGCUGCCAUGCAUGCACUGCUUCAUAGUGAGAAGAACCAGGGCAGUCCAGUGAUUGAUGAAACAGACUUCCUUGAAGCUUUUAAAAAGAUUCAACCCUCAUCAUUUCGAAGUGUCAUUGGACUGAUGGAUAUCAAGCCUGUUGGGUGGGAGCAGAUUGGUGGCCUUGAAGAUGUAAAACUGAGGUUAAAACAGAGCGUUGAAUGGCCUCUGAAAUACCCACAGGAAUUUGUCAGGAUGGGCCUGACACAACCAAAGGGCAUUCUCCUGUAUGGCCCCCCGGGAUGUGCUAAAACCACCCUGGUGAGGGCCCUGGCCACCAGCUGUCAUUGCUCUUUCGUUUCAGUGAGUGGAGCUGACCUCUUUUCACCUUUCGUUGGAGAUUCAGAAAGAGUCUUGUCUCAGGUGUUUCGACAAGCAAGAGCAAAUACUCCAGCAAUCGUGUUUCUGGAUGAAAUUGAUUCAUUCUUGGGUUCUCGGUCCAUUGGCAAAACAGGAUGUAAUGUUCAAGAGCGUGUUCUUUCUGUGCUCCUGAAUGAGUUAGAUGGUGUUGGGCUGAAGACCAUAGAGAGAAGAGGAAGUAAAUCAGAUCAACAGGAGUUUGAAGAAGUUUUUAAUCAAAAUGUCAUGAUUGUUGCAGCAACAAAUAGGCCUGAUGCUUUAGAUGAUGCCUUGUUACGACCUGGAAGGUUAGAUAAGAUUAUUUAUAUUCCACCUCCAAAUGAAAAGGGCAGGCUUUCUAUUUUGAAAAUCUACACCAAAACCAUGCCAGUGGGGCCUGAUGUUUCCUUAGAAAACCUAGCAGCGGAAACUUGUUUUUUCUCUGGAGCUGAUCUUGGAAACCUCUGCAGGGAAGCUGCCUUGCUGGCUCUGCAAGAAAACGGACUAGAAGCAACCACAGUGAAACAAGAGCAUUUUUUAAAAUCACUUAUGAUUGUAAAGCCAUCCUUAAGUCAAAGGCACUUGACUUUAUAUGAAAACUUAUUUCAGAAGCAAGGAUUUUCUAACUUAGAGGAUAUUUAAAAGUUACUUUACAUCCUGCUCAAGGAUUAAUUAAAAUCUGAACUUGUCCUAUAGUUUACAACGUCACACUUUGAAAGUUUCUGUGUAUUAUUUCCUGUAAAUAAAAGAACUUGGACUCGAUAAGCUAACAUUUAUCUUAUUUUUAAAAAGCAUGUUAAAAUAUCAUAAUUUAGGAGGAAAGUAUAUGUAAGUGUGUUGAUUUUGUAGUGGGGGUGGUGGUUGCUUUUUGGCUAAAUGCUUUUUAUAAACUUUAUUUUGAAAUAACUUCAUACUUAGAAUUGCAAGAAUAGUACAAAGAACUCUUACAUACUCUUAACCCAGAUUCAUCAGUUUUUAACAUUCUGUUUUAUUGCUUUCUCUCCCUCACUUUAUACAUGCACACACAAAGUAUUUUCUGAACUAUUUAAGAAUAGACUUUAUACCUCAUGCCCCUUUAUAGCUUUAAUACCUAAGUGUGUAUUUCUUACAGAUGUGGUUGUUUUCUUAUGUAAUCAUAGUGUAGUUAUCAAACAGGAAAUUUAACAUUCAUAAAAUAUUUUAAUUUAUCAAAUGAAUUUCAUCCAUGGUCCCAACUAAUUCUUUUCCAGGUACAGGAUCCAGUCUAGGGUUACACAUUUCAUUUAAUCUCCUUAAAUUUGAAACAGUUCCUCAAUCUUUGUUGAUCUUGAUUUUUAAGAGUACGGAACAAUGAUUUUAUAGAAAAUAGGUUUCUGAUGUGUGUUUGAUAUUGUAGCAUGAUAGAUUCAGGUUAUGCAUCAGCAAUAGAGCACAACAUAAAUGCUGUUGGUUCUUAGAGGUCACAGCUGAAGGUACAUGAGUAUGUAUGAUACUGAUGAUGUUAAUUUUGAUUACUUAGUUAUAUUGUCCAGUUUCUCCACUGUAUAGCUACCAUUUUUCCUAUUAUAAUUACAAGUAAUUUUUAAGGCUAUAGAUUACAUAUUUUGAAGAUAAUGCUUUAAUAUAUAUAUUUAAAUCUCUUAAAGGGCUAUUGAAAAUUUAAGAGAUAUUUGUGUUUUUAUUUUCCUUUAUUGCAAAAUAAUUAGAAUGCUAAAAAAUACAGAUAAACACAAAAAAUAUUUGGUAUCUGGUUCCAGUCCCUUAUGUAUGUGUAGAUAAUUCUCUAAAACUAAUAAAGAAAAGGUACUAUGUAACUCGA
Messenger RNA from Manis pentadactyla (Chinese pangolin), 3782 nucleotides. RefSeq names its product AFG2 AAA ATPase homolog B (gene AFG2B). The transcript has 8 exons. Lineage: Eukaryota; Metazoa; Chordata; Mammalia; Pholidota; Manidae. The record is from RefSeq and is a predicted model, not a curated record. Bases 359 to 2626 code for a protein of 755 amino acids. Gene Ontology annotation, molecular function: ATP hydrolysis activity; ATP binding.